UUAACUCAUUACCCCAUAUAUAUAAUGCUACUAAUUCUUUUGGUUAAAGAAUAAAAACUAGGAGGUGUAAUCUUUGAAAGAUUGGAAUAGGAGAUUCUUCAAGUUUGAAGGCUUAUUAGUGAGACAAAAUGACUAUAAAGGUAAAGCCAGCAGUUGCCAUGAGGGCAAUCCUUGUUGGAGGAAUUGCUGCAUUUUCAAAAAUCGGUGGGGCUGUUAAAGCUGCAGGAGGUGUAAAAGUAGGCGCAGCAGCCGCUGCUAUGAGUGCUGCAGCAUCUGCUGCCAUCUCAGGAUCCAAACAAGAAGCAAAAACAGUUACUCAACAGAUACCUAAAUGAUGCUCUCUCUGAAAGAACGGCGUAGAGCUAGUUAUCCCCAUUUCAGCUUGUGAUCUUUUUCCUUCUAGAUAAUGUACUUUCGGACAAACCAUAAGUUAUAGGUUAGUGGGGUUGCUAAUUGGAUGGUUUCUUUAAUGAUCGAGUAGUUCAUGUAUCGAGUCCUGGCUGCUAGUUCUGUACAAAUGAAUGUCGGAAUCUUUUGAAUCGAAGCUUUUGGCAUCACUUUGUUGUAUAGAAUCCUGAGAAUGUAAUUCUGGCUUAUGAAUAAAGAAUAUUUGUGCUAUUUACUGUUGCUUUCAACAGUAAAUAUUUGUGGGAUUUCACUGGGUAUGUUGUUGUUACUGUUGCUUUCAACCUAAUUGUAAGUCUCAACUUGUUUCCAGUAUGCAUGUCUUUCAGGUUGGCCUUCCUAUUUUACCAAAUACGAGUAUUCUGCUCAUGCAUUAGAUGUAUGGACUAGCCUAUAGAGCGGUCAGCUAUGAUCUACUCAACUUCCUCUCUAGUACAUUUAUCUACAUCUGGUGGCGAAGAAGUUG
This is a messenger RNA of Lycium barbarum (goji berry), 871 nucleotides long. RefSeq lists its product as uncharacterized. The transcript has 2 exons. Bases 129 to 335 code for a protein of 68 amino acids. NCBI's taxonomy places the organism in Eukaryota, Viridiplantae, Streptophyta, Magnoliopsida, Solanales, Solanaceae. The record is from RefSeq and is a predicted model, not a curated record.